UAUUACGGGUAUGUUUUUAAAAUUCCAGGGUGGAGUGCAGGCUCCUUGUUCAAAUUCAAACUCCUGGUAUGCGUGGCAUUUUCGUUGUUUUCGAGAAAUAGGAGCCCUAUUAGGCAACAUAGACACCACUGACCACCCAAUAGCUUCUCAUCUAAGCGAGUAGGAAAAUAAAUCCCCUCUCUUUCUCCGAAGCCAAACAAGAAAUCCAUCAGACUUUCUCUCCUCCUGUACACUUUCUCUCUCCUAGGGUUAGGUUUGUGACGAUGGGCCAACAGUCUUUGAUCUACAGCUUCGUUGCUCGUGGAACGGUGAUCCUUGCUGAAUUCACGGAGUUCUCCGGUAAUUUCACCAGCAUCGCUGCGCAGUGCCUCCAAAAACUCCCUGCCACCAACAACAAGUUCACCUAUAACUGCGAUGGCCACACCUUCAACUACCUCGUCGAAGAUGGCUAUACUUACUGUGUUGUUGCUGUUGAGGCUGUUGGUAGGCAGAUUCCAAUUGCAUUCCUUGAGCGAGUCAAAGAGGAUUUUACCAAGAGAUAUGGUGGGGGAAAAGCUGCUACUGCCGUUGCUAAUAGCCUGAACAAAGAGUUUGGGCCCAAACUGAAGGAGCAGAUGCAGUAUUGUGUGGAUCAUCCUGAGGAGAUAAGCAAGCUUGCCAAGGUGAAGGCUCAGGUUUCUGAAGUCAAAGGAGUAAUGAUGGAAAAUAUUGAGAAGGUUCUGGAUCGUGGAGAGAAAAUUGAGCUUCUGGUGGAUAAAACAGAGAACCUUCGCUCUCAGGCACAAGAUUUCCGGCAACAGGGAACCAAGAUGAGGAGAAAGAUGUGGUUGCAGAACAUGAAGAUAAAGCUGAUAGUUUUGGGCAUCCUGAUUGCCUUAAUUCUCAUCAUAGUGUUAUCCAUUUGUGGUGGCUUCAACUGUUGAUGUGAACUUGUGUUUGGUUAGAGUUGAUGAUUAAAAUGAAUUGGUGCUGCUGUGUUGUUUCCGAACUUCCCCUAAAUGUUUACCUAUAAUUUUGUUUUUGUUACACGUCUUCCAUUUCUGCCCAUAGUCUGUAUUGUAAGAUGGUGCUUGUAUAGUCUGGACUGAUGUGAAUUUUUUUUCCCUAUAUUAGUAAAAGGGUCCCUUGAUGCGUGGAAGUUUGUCA
Vitis vinifera (wine grape) is the source of this 1146-nucleotide messenger RNA. Its product is annotated as vesicle-associated membrane protein 722. The record is from RefSeq and is a predicted model, not a curated record. NCBI's taxonomy places the organism in Eukaryota, Viridiplantae, Streptophyta, Magnoliopsida, Vitales, Vitaceae. The transcript is spliced from 5 exons. Gene Ontology annotation, cellular component: membrane. Bases 264 to 923 code for a protein of 219 amino acids. Gene Ontology annotation, biological process: vesicle-mediated transport.